AUGGCUACGCGUAAAACUUGGUUUUGCUGGUUGUUUUGUGGUGGAGCCGGUUGGGAUAGUGGGGGUUUGGCCCUGCUUUGGAAGGAGGAAAGGGAGGUUGAAAUUUAUAAUUUCUCAGGUAGACAUAUUAAUGCAAUUGUUAAGGAUGGAGUUGAUAGUAAUUGCUGGAAGUUCGCAGGCUUUUACGGCUAUUCGGAGGUUUCUGUGUAUAACUUGGCAGCCCGCACUUUUGACCACAGCCCCGUUCAAGUUCGGUUUGCAAAGGAGUCUUCGGAUCUGGUCUCUUUUCACAGGGGGUUUAAGUUUAAGGAUUGUUGGACAACUGAUGCGGAAUGCAUGGAUGUCAUUGACACUGCUUGGCAUGAUGUGGGGUUGCGGGAUGAUCCAAUGAGGGAAGUCCAACGAAGAUUACUCUCUUGUCAAAAGGCUUUCCGUUGGUGGAGUGGGACGAAGUUUGGAAAUGUGGCUCAACAACUUAAGCGAAAGAAUAAGCUUUUGGAGGAGCUUCAACACAGGGGGACUGUCUGGAAGAAAAAGGCUGAUAUUCGUCGGGUUUGCGUUGAUUACUUUGCACAUCUUUACACUAGUCAAGGUCCGGUUCAAGUGCAUGAGUGUUUGGCUAAUGUUGAGGCCCGGUUUAACGAUGAUUUGAAUGGUCAGUUAUUGAGGCCUUUCAUUGAGGAAGAGGUCCAUGAGGCUCUCUCACAAAUGCAUCCUCUUAAAUCCCCGGGGCCGGAUGGAUACAAUGCUGAAUUUUAUCAAAAGUCUUGGCAUAUCACAGGGAAUGAGGUUAGUAAAGAAGCAUCACAUUUUCUCAAUGGGGGGGAUUUUGAUGGGGCUAUCAAUUCUACUAAUACUGUUUUAAUCCCUAAGGUUAAUUCAUCUUCUAGGCUUACGGAGUACCAACCUAUAAGUCUUUGCAAUGUUUUUUACAAAUUCAUUGCAAAGGUCUUAGUUAAUAGGUUCAAACAGGUCAUUCCCCAUGUUAUUUCCCCUGAGCAAAGUGUUUUUAUUCCCGGAAGGCUUAUUACGGAUAAUAUUCUCGUUGCUUUUGAAACCUUGCAUACUAUGGACACAUGGAUAAAAGGUAAGGAGGGUUACAUGGCGAUUAGGCUUGAUAUGAGCAAAGCUUACGAUAGGAUUGAAUGGGAUUUUUUGGAGGCGGUCCUGGUAAAGAUGGGGUUUGCACACCACUGGAUUCGGCUCCUUAUGACUUGUGUACGAACGGUAUCCUAUUCCAUUCUUAUUAAUGGACAACCUCAUGGGAAGAUUGUUCCUUCUAGAGGGCUCCGCCAAGGCAUUUAUAUUACUCGUGGGGGUCCUACCAUCAAUCAUCUGUUUUUCGCGGAUGAUAGUGUGCUGUUUUGCAGUGUGAAUCUAAAGGAAUGGGGGGAAAUACAAGAGGUCCUAGAGUGUUAUGAGGCUGCCUCAGGGAAGAACCGUGAGUCUGGUGGUUUGGGUUAUAAGGAGUUUGAGGCUUUUAAUCUUGCUCUUUUGGCUAAGCAGAGGUGGAGGUUGCUAUCCCAACCGGAUUCUUUGGUAGCACGGUGGAAAGUGGGAAAUGUAGAGAAGAUCCGUAUAUGGGGGGACAAAUGGCUCCCUCAUACUCAAAUUCAUCUUAUUCAAUCCCCUGUUUGUGUUCUUGACGGUGAAGCGAAAGUGCAUGCCCUGAUUAAUCAUGCAGUGAAUUGGUGGAAUGUCCCUCUUGUGGAAUUUAUAUUCUCGAAGGAUGUUGCUGGGCUCAUUUGUGGCAUGGUUGUUUCCCUUAGAUCACAAGUUGAUAACGUUAUUUGGGCGGUUACAAAGAAUGGGUGUUUCUCUGUGAAGAGUGCCUACCAUCUAGAGUUUGAGCGUAAAGUGAGAGCUUGUGGUACCUGUUCCAGUGGGAUGAAAUCACAUCCAAUGUGGAAGACCAUUUGGAAACUCGGAGUGCCUAGAUCUACACAACUAUUUAUGUGGCAUGGGUGUAAUGAUAUUCUCCCCACGAGGGAGAAAUUAUAUCAUCGGGAAGUUGUCCUAGACCCAUUCUGCCAGUUAUGUGGGGUUGAAGUUGAGACGAGUGGACAUCUACUGUGGCAAUGUAAGGUGGUAAGUGCGGUUUGGGCUAUGGGACCAAGGAAAAUUCAGAAGUGUGUGAUCACAGAUGGUGACUUUCUAUCCAUUUUACAUUAUAUAAGCUCUAGAGUGGAUCAUACUGACCUGGAGUUGGUGGCUGUAAUUGCUCAUAAGGUGUGGAUCCAGCGUAACCGGAUCAUCCUUGGAGGUUCUGUUUUGUCCCCUAGGUGCUUGGUGGAAUGUGUAAGACAAGAGUUUCAGGAGUUUCAAGCUGCAGGGGGAUCCUCUGCUCAGCCCCUUUGUCCUCCGCAGUUAUUGCAGUCUUAUUGGUUAAGGCCGCCGACGGGGUGGAUAAAACUCAACUGGGAUGUUGCAACGGAUCAACAAAAUGGUCUUAUGGGUGUGGGUCUGGUUGCCCAUGAUUCUCGAGGACAAGUGCGGGUUUCGUUGUGUCAUACUAUGGCUUAUCUCACAUAUCCUACUGUGGCUAAGGCGUUUGAGGCUAGGCAAGGUGUUGAGUUGUGCAACGCUAUAGGUUUUAACGCUGUCAUAUUUGAGGGGGAUUCCCAAACGAUUGUCCAAGCUCUUUUGGUUGACAAAGCCCAUCCAGGUUCUUUUGCCAGUAUUGUUGCGGACACCAGAUUGUUGUUGUCGUCUUUCCCUCAUUGGCAGGUCCAGUUUGUUCAUAGAACAGGGAAUGAAGUUGCUCACCAAUUGGCUACAAUGACUGUAAAGCAUAAGGUUUCUCAUGUCUGGGUAGAGUCUAUUCUAAGCUCUAUUUCGGAUGCUGUUUGUAAGGAUUUAGAAUCCUCUUUAUGA
Molecule: messenger RNA, 2874 nt
Organism: Alnus glutinosa
Lineage: Eukaryota; Viridiplantae; Streptophyta; Magnoliopsida; Fagales; Betulaceae
Exons: 6
Coding region: 1-2874 (957 amino acids)
Molecular function (GO): nucleic acid binding; RNA-DNA hybrid ribonuclease activity
Source: RefSeq, a predicted model, not a curated record